Molecule: messenger RNA, 2391 nt
Organism: Lottia gigantea (owl limpet)
Lineage: Eukaryota; Metazoa; Mollusca; Gastropoda; Lottiidae
Exons: 17
Coding region: 1-2391 (796 amino acids)
Biological process (GO): cell-cell adhesion
Molecular function (GO): protein binding
Source: RefSeq, a predicted model, not a curated record
AUGUCACCUCUUUAUGAUUCAGGACUUAAAAAGUAUCGGGCACAUCACACCAGUCCAGCUUCCAGUGUGACCAUUCAAGUCAGAUUGUCUGAUAUCAAUGGUGAAAAAUUAGAUUUUUCUGAUAUUCUGCAGAAAGCAUGUCAAGAAUUGUUAAUGGAACCCGAUGUGGAUAAGUUAGUGAAAAAGAUAGAUGAAGGUAUUAAAUUAACGUGUAGUGUUGAUGGUUUAGCAGCAGAUGAAUCAGCCAAUUUACAAUGGUUUGAUGCCAGUGGGACACAAGUUACUGCUAAAACUGGACCAAUAAAAGUAUCAGGAUAUGGUAAUAAGUUAUCGUUGAUGAUUCCUAAAUUACGGAAUGGAGAUGAAGGAUCCUAUUCUUGUAAAGCCACUAUUAAUGGUAACCCUGUAGAAAAAUCCCUUGCUAUUGAAUUAUACAAGGGUAUCACCAUCAUUGAUUCUCCAAAAAAACAACGGCCCAAUAUCAAUACUGAUGCCUUUAUUGAAUGUAAUGUUGAUGCCACAUCAGCAAGUGUUGACUGGUUGUAUGGUGAUGAAAGGCCAAUUGACUCAACUAAUGGUCGUUUUAUUCAAAAGAAAGAUGGACUGGUGAUAAAGAAUAUAACAGAAGAAGAUAAUGGAAAAUAUUUCUGUUCAGUCAAUGUACCUAGCAUGGGAGAUUUCUUACAAUAUGAUAUCACUAUUGAAGUUACCAUUCCACCAAAAUCUAGUCGACCAGCCACAUUUAGUCCUGCUGUAGUUGGUAAAAAAUUCACUAUGAGUUGUUUUGCUACUGGAGACCCACAACCUAUCUUUAGUUUCUAUAAGGAUGACCAAUAUUUAGAGGGAUCACGAUAUAUAAUAUAUGACGUUAAUGGCAGAUUAGAGAUUGAAAAGAUAGAGGCCACUGAUUCGGGUGAAUAUAAAUGUGUAGCCAGCAAUAUCAAGGAUGGAGUACGUGGUAGUAAAACUGGUGGCAAGAUUGAAGAAAUUGUUACCGUUGAAGUCCUCAUUCCACCAAGGAUCACUUCAAUAACUGAUAUUUCUAAAGUAGAACGAGAACCAGGAGAGUUGACCUGUGUUGGCGAGGGUAACCCAGCCCCUGAUCUUACAUGGAAAAAAUUUGGUUCUGAUGUUGCCUUCUCUUCUGACCAAUCAGGAACACUCCAAGGAGCCACACUAGAGCAGAAAAAGGAUCAGUUACCUGAUGGUUCCUGGAAGUCAGAAUUAAAGUUGAUAUUUGCUGCUUUAAAAUCCAGUGACACAAACACCUAUACUUGUACAGCUACUAACUCUGCUGGUAGUGCCAGUGAAAAUGGAUCAGUUACUGUUCAAUUCAAACCAAACUUUGAUGAUACCCCAUACACUCAGACAUACGGUUGGGCUAAUCACCGUAGUGAGGUCAGAUGUAUUGCUAAUGCUGAACCUGAAGCGUUUAUUAAAUGGUCUCGUCAUGGUGAGAAUAUAGCAGACAACACCACAUUCCAAAUUGUCAGUAAACCAGGACAAGGCACAAUGACAAGUGAUCUUAUGAUUGCUGUACUGCUUGAUAAUGAAGACUGGAUCUAUGGUGACUAUGUCUGUUCUGCUGAAAAUGCUCAUGGAACAACUACACAGACAAUUACUUUUACCAAAGCUAAGCCUCCAUCAACAGUUCAGGUAAAAAGUGACAAUCCUACUCCAACAUCUGUUGAAUUAAUAAUUAGUCCUCCUGCUGACAAUGGUGGCCAACCUGUUCUAGAUUAUAAGAUAGAAUAUAACUUACAAGGCAGUGCAGACGUCAAAACAACUAGAGCUUCAAAACCGCCAUCUAGUUCUGGGGAACAGAGAACCGUGGCCAGAAUUGUCGGACUGGAAGCUGAUAAGACCUAUAAAGUAGCUGUCAGUGCAAGAAAUAAUGUAGGCUAUGGAUCUUCUCAAAGUCUGAAUGUAGAAACUCCAAAAGUCCGUCCACCCAAUCCUGUAUCAUUUACAUCUACUCCUAGUGGUCCGAAUGCCGAUUUCUAUAUCAUAAGUUGGGCUAAACCAUUGACUGGAGGUAGUCCAAUAACUGGAUAUAUGAUCAGCUAUAAUAAGGUUGAAGUUAAAGGCGAUUCGGAAUCAUCAUGGGCGGUGACAAAAGUACUGGAUAAGCCAAUCAAACAAGAGGCUAAGGGAGACAUUACGAGCUACAGACUGGAAAGACUAGAACCAAAUACAUUCUAUCAAGCAGAGGUUAAAGCCAUUAAUGCCCUUGGUGAAUCUGAUGCACGUCAACUCAUCUUUCAAACUUCAAAAGGAGGAAAAACCCAGAUAGAAAGUGCAGCACCACCUCCAACCCCCAAACCCAAUACAAAUCCAGGUAUCUAUAUAGACCAAGUUUGUACUGUAGGGUUUCAUUCAUACAUUAAGUAA